CGGGCUUUCAGUCUUGCGUAGUCCUGUUUCUGAAUACCUGCGCCACUGUCCCACCUGCUCUCCAUCUUGGGUCCUGUCCAUGUAUGUGUUCCGCGCUCGCCCAGAAGUUCGGAGAAGUCGCCGCGUGUCCCAUUUCUCCACUGAGAACCACAGUGAGGGCUCUGGGUGUCCCGGAACCCUGAAAUGGGGUUGGUGUCAUUCGAGGACGUAGCUGUGGACUUCACCUUGGAGGAGUGGCAGGACCUGAAUGCUGCCCAGAGGACCCUGUACAGGGACGUGAUGCUGGAGAACUACAGGAGCCUAGUGUUCCUGGGGCACUGUAUGAACAAACCUGAGUUGAUCUUCAAGUUGGAGCAAGGACUUGGGCCAUGGAAUGUAGCAGAAGCCUCGGGCAGGAGCCUCCCAGAUGUUCAUGUAUUGACUGAACCAAUUGGGACCAGCCAGAAAAGUCACAAAGUGUGUGUGUGGCAAGGUAGAACCACCCAACACAAGGCAUCGAGUGAAAAGAUUGCAGAGCUAAAGGAGCAACAGAAGAAGGUCCAUCGAGGGUCAAAAACCUGUGUAAGGGAAGCCCAUGGGAAGACGUUCUGUCAGAAGUCCCAGUGCACGGGGAUUCAGUUGUUUCCUAUGGGUCAGACAGCUCUCCGUUACAAGACUAAAGGUCAGAGACCUCACGAAGAGAUGAGCCAUGAGUAUGAGGAAUGCAGGACAAGCAUCUUCCAGAACUCACAAGAUACAGUAUGUCAGAAAACUCUUAAAGACAUAAGGCUCUGUGGAUGUACAGAGUGUGAGAAAGCUUUCUCUCCCAACACACAGCACACAAGUCACCCAAGAACUCAUGUACGUAAGAGGCCCUAUACAUGUAAGGAAUGUGAGAAAGCCUUCUGCUCUCAGAGAAAACUUAAUUUACAUCAAAUAGUUCAUACAGGUGAGAAGCCCUAUGAGUGUCCAGAAUGCGCGAAAGCCUUCUCUCACAAGGCAUACCUCACUCAGCAUCAGAAAAUUCACAUGAGCAAGAAGCCUUACACAUGCGCUGAAUGUGGGAAAGCCUUCUACCGCUUAGCGCACCUUACACUGCAUCAGAGAACUCACACGAACGAGAGGCCUUACGAUUGUACGGAAUGCCAAAAAUCUUUCCACUGCCGGUCACACCUUACUCUACAUCAGCGAACUCACACGGGCGAGAGGGCUUUUGAGUGCAUGGAAUGUGGGAAAUCUUUCUACUACAAGGCACACCUAACUCGACAUCAGAGGAUUCAUACCAACGAGAAGCCCUUUGAAUGUGUAGAGUGUGAGAAAUUCUUCUACUGCCAGUCAGACCUCACUGUGCAUCAACGAUCUCACACAGGUGAGAAGCCCUAUGAAUGUACGGAGUGUGGGAAAGCCUUCUACAAGAAGUCAAAACUCACUCUACAUCAGAGGAAUCAUAUAGGCGAGAAGCCUUACGCAUGCACAGACUGUGAGAAGGUUUUCUAUUGCAAAUCACACCUCACUCUACAUCAGAUAAUACAUACAGAUGAUCACCCAUAUAUAUGUACAGAAUGUGGAAAAUGUUUCUACUAUAAGUCACAACUCGUUGUCCAUGGAAGAACUCACACAGGUGACAGGCCCUACAAAUGCGGAGAAUGUGGGAAAGGUUUCUCCCGCAAGCCACACCUCAUUCGACAUCAAAGCAUAGCUCACUCAGAUAAGAAUAAUCAAAGCAUAACUCACACAGAUAAGAACAGUUUGAAUGUAGCAAAUGUGAGAAAGGCUUCUGCUGCAAGCCACGGCUCACUUUACAUCAGUGAACGGGAGCAUGUGGCAAGCAUUUUGAAAGAGAAGAAUGCAGGAUAGCUUUAUACUUCAAGGCACAAGUAGCAGCAGUGGACAACUCGGAUGAAGAGCCCUGUGAAUGGGAAGAAUGAGAAAACUUCAUACUCCAAGGCUGUGAAAAACAACUCUGAAAACAUGAGUUCAAAAUACAUAGUUUCUGAAAAUAUAAAGAUGUAAUAUGAAUUAUAGGAGGGGCUUCACAAACCUGAAUGAACACAGGCAGCUGCACUAUGACCCAGCUUGUCAGAAAGAUACAAAGGCAGGCAGAUUCCUGAGUUCAAGGUCAGCCAGGGACAGCAAGGAUAGGUUCCGGUGAGGUAGGAAUGGUAUUCUCAGGACCAGAUCCCACCCAGCUAAAGUUACUGUCUGUGCUUAACAAAGACAGGCAGAUCUCUGAAUUCAUUUGCAAUGUUUAAAGGAAAGAAAAAGAAAUGUACUUUAAGAAUCAAGGGUCUGGAGUCUGUCAGGGGAUGCUGAUUCAUGAGAUAAUCAAAAGGGAACUUGGAGUAAUGACUGAACUGAUAUGUAAAUAAAAUAUUGGUCUACAAGAGUUAUCCAGAGUUUUUAGUAUUGGUUUCAAGCAAGAGAGAGCUGCCUUGAGCAAAGGGCUGUCUGUCACCUUGUACCCCAUGAUUGACUUUGAGUUAUUUUUUUUUCUUCUUUUUUCUUUUUUUUUUUGGAGCUGGGGACCGAACCCAGGGCCUUGCGCUCGCUAGGCAAGCGCUCUACCACUGAGCUAAAUCCCCAACCCCGACUUUGAGUUAUUUUUAUUCUUUUCAAAUACCCCUUCUCUCAGGAACCCCUCUCUAAGCUGAGGCUGGUGCUUGGCAAAGAGGACCCAAGUUGGGUUUCCAGGUCCACUGCUACCAGGAACACCUUGAAUCUCCUUUGCAAUUAAGGAAGGUAGCUGAGGCCAGGCAUGUGGCUGGGGUGUCCCUGGCAUGGAAGUCCAGAGAGGCUAUUCUGUGAGAAUGAGAAGGGGAAGCCUGGAUUGCCUAGAUACUCCAAGAGGUCAGAGAUGUCAGACCUGUGGGAUACCUGCCGAGGAAAGCUGCUACCAGGGAGUGGAACCAGCCCAGGAGAAAGAAAUUUGUUGCAGUCAACACAGCUGAAAGGAGUUGGAGAUCUGAAGAGCCCUUUGACAUCAGACACGAGUUAGAGUCUGGAUGGAGUUGGCUCAGCUGGUUUUCAGCCUUGCUUUGGUCCAGGGUUUCCUCGCCGUGCUCCCUUGCCUGUUUUGGAACAUAAAUGUAUAUCCUGGGCCAUGAUAUCUUGGAAAUAUAUGAUCUGCUUUUUUAUUUUGAUUUUUAUAGGGGAUUACAGUUAUGGGAUCGCAUGAAAUCUCAGAAGAGACUUUGAACUUCGGACUUUUAAAACAUUGUUGGGACUUUUUGAAGUUGGACUAAACACAUUUUGCAUUAGGUUUUGGUUACAAGCCUAUGGGGGGGGGGGCGGGUAGUAGAAUGUGGUAGUUUGAAUAGGUAUGCUCCCCUCCCCCCCAUCCUCAGUGGCCUCAAAGCCUUGAUAAUCAUGAUCUCUUGGGAAGCUGCACAAGUCCCUGUCUCAGAAAACAAAGGUAGAGCUGGCUCAAUAGUUAAGAGAAUAAAUGUUCUUCCAGAGGAUCUGGCUUCUAUUUCCAGUGCCCACAUUACACUUAACAUGUCUAACUCCAGUUCUAAAUCAACACCUCUUGCUGGCCUCUGCCAGCAAUGUACACAUGUGGUCUACAGACAUCCAUGCUGGUAAAAUACCCAUACGUGUAAAAUAAAAAUAAAUCUAAAAAAAAAAAAGUAAAAUUAUUAAGGAAGCGUAACAAGUCAUGAGAUGUGAAUAAAUGGAAAGUUUUAAAAAGCAAAAAUAAAUAAAGUAUUUCCUGGUCUGA
Molecule: messenger RNA, 3697 nt
Organism: Rattus norvegicus (Norway rat)
Lineage: Eukaryota; Metazoa; Chordata; Mammalia; Rodentia; Muridae
Gene: Zfp599
Product: zinc finger protein 599
Biological process (GO): regulation of DNA-templated transcription
Cellular component (GO): nucleus
Source: RefSeq, a predicted model, not a curated record